AGCUUAUAACGUAAACAAACAUGGCGGAUCCAGCACAAAAUGAAUUUAUACAACAAGCUAUCAAACUCACACAAAGCUUACGAUAUUCUCUGUCAAAAACAUUGGAAAGGGUUGCUCACCCAGCGGAUGAGAGCAAGGAGGAAAAUGAAGGCGACUAUAUAAAUUCUGUAAAGGAAGGAUUGAUCUCUAUUUCUCAGGAGAUUGAAGACUUGGAAAAACUUGCAACUAAACUAAAACCUAUAAAUGGAGUUUAUGCAUUAGGAAGUACCCUAGCAUUCGGUUUGGACAGUUCACAAGAAAAAAAUAAACACUAUCAAGAGCUUAACAAAAGUUAUAGAUACUUACAGAAGGUAAAUAUACACUCAAACACAUCUUGGCAACAUCUUCAACAAAAUAUGGGACAACACCGAAGAAAUUAUGUCCCAAAAAAGAAAAAAGUUCAUCAGCUGGCUACAAAUCGACAUGAAAAUUUAUCCGUCAUUGUUGCCACUGUCCAAAGAAAUCUGCCGCAUACUGCUUUAAGUGCAACAAAGACAGCAGAUAAUUUUAACGUUAUCCAAAUGACUCAAGGAAAAGUAUUCAAAGCUGCGAUUGCCCUUCGUGGAACAAAUAUUGAAUGGAUUGUUGUUAAAGCUUCCAAUGAAAAAUUACAUAACGAAAAUGGCGAAUUAGAUAUGUGGGGGCAGUCCAAAUACGAGGUGUUUAGAAAGAUAACCGAGCAAGCGGAAAUUGCUGCAAAUAUGAUGUCCGCUAAUGCAAAUGAAAUUGCACUACAGCACUUAUUAAAGUGGCUCCAUGGUUACCAUAAUAUUUUUACGGCCAAAUGCUCUAAAUGUUCUAAGCAUUUAAAACAGAUGCUACCACCAGUUAUUCGAGAAUUUCGUUCUAAUGAUAUAUUCCAUGAACAAUGUAGAGCUUAAUACAUAAAAUAUUACUACUUUUUAAUUUGUAAAUACAAAACCCUAUAAUGCAUUUAUAAACUGAUUCUAAUUUUAAGUGCAAAUGUUAAAAAAUGCAAAAAAAUAUUUAGGGGUUUGGGGGGAAUUGGAAGUCAACAACGGCUAAAUGUAGAAAAUAACAAUACAGAAUUUUAUUAAAGCUGCAGUCAUUGAACUAAACAAGACAUAUACAAAGAAGAAUCUUUUAAAAAACAAAAAAACAGCUUGACAGUAUAAAGGUCGAUAAAAAAACAUAUUUAAAAAAAAAAGAGGGGAACAGAAAAACUUGUUCACGGCUUGAACUUGACGAGCGGUACCGUUUUAGUUCGUAUGCAAUCUUCACAUGCCCAUUCGGCGUAUACUUCAGUUGUCAGUAACUGGUAUGCUCGCUCUGUCAAACCUGUACAAAUUCUAUGAAACCAAAAAUUACAUCCACUUUCACACAAUAUAGCAUGCUCGUUCUCUGUAACUUCUUUAUGACACACUCCACAGGGAUAUAUCGGCGGAGCACUAGGAUUAGCCGGAUUUGCUACAACUGGCUGUCCAGGGGGAUAUAUUUUGCUCAUAAUGCCCAUCAUUCCACCCAUAGAGGGAGGCCCAGGAGAUAUCCCUUGAGGGGGGGGACCAGGCGAGAUUCCCUGAGGAGGACCAGGGCCCAUGGACAUAGGCGCUCCAGGACCUAAAAUAUCCAUACUGUGACUAUGAUUUGGCAUUGGAGGUCCUUGCAUUGGCAUCCCCUGCAUUGGGGGACCACCAUAAGAUGGACGCCAGUUUUGGUUAGGUCCCAUCAUCAUUCCUUCAUCCAUGGGGGGCAUCAUACCAUGUUGAGGACCUGGUCCUGGGCCAGGUCCCAUGGGGCCACCCAUAUGUGGCGGAGGUGGACCACCCAUUCCAGGUCUAGGUGGCCCGAAUUCCAUCUGAGGUCCCUGCAAAAAAAUAAUUUGGAAUAAUAUAACAAUAAUAAUAUAUUUUUUUACUAUUUAAAGACAAAGAACUAUUUAUAUUUGCAAUCAUUACAAAUGAGUGGUUUCAUUGCUGAGUUUCGAAAUUUUUGUUCUCUCUAAACUCAGAUGAAAACCACUUCAAGCUUUCCAAUUUCAACAAAAUUUAAGUCAUUAUAAAAAUAUUCCAUCAAAAAUUAAAACAGCUGGUGCAGCUCUUUCAAUAUUUGUGAAGGAAUCUUUAUCCAUUUAUUAACUCACAGGCAUAAAUCCGCCAGAAGGCAUCCCAGGGUCCCAACCGGGAGGACCGCCCGGUCCCGGACCAGGUCCUGGAUGCAUAUUUAUCAUAUUCGGGCCCAUCACUCUCUUCAUCCCAAAGUCCACAUCGUGGGGCGGCAUUGAAGGGGCGGCUGUUUAAGUUUAAAUUUCAAGCAUUAUACGGAAAAGGUAAUAGGUUUAUUAACCGAAGGCGAACUGUUUUCAUUUACAUAAGAAAAAUACAUUUUUCAAGAUCUCAGCUCGGUAAUCGAUUAUUUAACUAAAAGCAAAUGAAAAAUAAUUUUCUGGUAUAAACCCCGACCUUUUCUUUACAGAAACUUCGGAUUUUACGCAAAAAGAGUACUUUACAAAUAAAAUCAAUACACAACAAUAAUAUGAGCGAUAAUUUAUGCAUUUAGUACCGCUUUAUUAUACCCACUUUUAUUGGCCGCCUUUUUCUUUCUCUCUCUCGGCAUCUGUUACCUUGCAUCUAGUCUUGCCACUUUAAUCAUUAUUUUGUUUUACAUACCGGUUUAAAAACGAAUAUAAAUAAGAAAAAUGAAAUCAGUAAACUGAAAUCUUCAACGUUUGAAGGAAGGAAACGACAAGC
Molecule: messenger RNA, 2747 nt
Organism: Dimorphilus gyrociliatus
Lineage: Eukaryota; Metazoa; Annelida; Polychaeta; Dinophilidae
Source: the annotation of a GenBank genome assembly